This is a messenger RNA of Sceloporus undulatus (fence lizard), 1567 nucleotides long. RefSeq names its product superoxide dismutase 2 (gene SOD2). NCBI's taxonomy places the organism in Eukaryota, Metazoa, Chordata, Lepidosauria, Squamata, Phrynosomatidae. The record is from RefSeq and is a predicted model, not a curated record. The transcript is spliced from 5 exons. Gene Ontology annotation, cellular component: mitochondrion. The coding region runs from base 125 to 805 and encodes 226 amino acids. Gene Ontology annotation, molecular function: metal ion binding; superoxide dismutase activity. Gene Ontology annotation, biological process: superoxide metabolic process.
CCAGAGGCCUUCCCUCGACUGAGCCAGGCUGAGCCAGGCUGCUGUGUGCUGCUCUGCUGUGUAGCCUGCUCUGCCCUUGGAGGCGCACCCCCCUGCGCUCUGACUUCCCCUCGCCCUCUCCAUUAUGCUCUGCCGCUUUGUUUCGCGGAGCAUACCAAGAAAUGCAAUUGGAUUUAUUGCAUCACUUGGCUGCCUGGCCUCCAGGCAGAAGCACACUCUUCCUGACUUGCCUUAUGAUUAUGGUGCUCUUCAACCCCAUAUUAGUGCAGAAAUUAUGCAGCUUCACCACAGCAAACAUCAUGCGACAUAUGUAAAUAAUUUGAAUAUUGCUGAGGAAAAAUACAAAGAGGCACUGGCAAAAGGUGACGUAACUGCCCAAGUAUCUCUUCAGCCAGCUCUGAAGUUCAAUGGUGGAGGUCAUAUUAACCACACUAUCUUUUGGACAAACCUUUCUCCUAAUGGUGGAGGGGAACCAACAGGGGAACUAAUGGAAGCCAUUAAGCGUGAUUUUGGCUCCUUUGCAAACUUCAAGGAGAAACUAACAGCUGUCUCAGUUGGUGUCCAAGGAUCUGGAUGGGGAUGGCUUGGUUUUAAUAAAGAACAAGGUCGAUUGCAGGUUACUGCCUGUUCCAAUCAGGAUCCUCUGCAAGGAACCACUGGUCUUGUUCCUCUGCUAGGAAUUGAUGUAUGGGAACAUGCAUAUUACCUUCAGUAUAAAAAUGUUAGACCUGACUAUCUCAAAGCUGUCUGGAAUGUGAUCAACUGGGAAAAUGUAUCUUCAAGAUAUGCAGCUUGCAAAAAGUAGAGUUCAAUUUUUGUACAGACAUGAACAAGAACCUUGGUGUUCCUUGGAUUAUUUUUGUACAAGGUCUAACAGCUGGCUUGCUAAUUUCUCCACCACUGAAAAUAUAGCACAUUAAACAAAAGUUCUUUGCCAGUGAGCUAAAUGUUUGUCUAAUUUGGUGAGAGUUAAUAAAGUGUAGUUCUUAGAAGUGCUAAUCCGCUCUUCAAAACAGUAAUACUUGAUCCAAUGCUCUGAAAGAAUGAUUUUCAAAACAUCAAGAUUACAGCCGAAAUCUUUUUUGAUGAUGCUUCCUUCAAGUGUGUAUCUUGUGCUGCAAAGAAUGAGCUAGGCAUACCAAAUUUAUGAGGAGGAUCAUUUUAUAGACUGGAUUUCAUGAAAGCUGAUGUAUGUUAGAGCCUGGAAGUGCUUGAAUAAAAGGCAGUCUGUUAUAGCCUUUGUUUAAACACUUGAUAAUUACAAUAGCAAGAUUCUGAAUAUGUCUUGCAGUGGUUAAAGACGGAUAGGUUGGCUUUCAUAAAAUCUGUUAACAGGAGAAAAAAGUCAUAAUUAGAGAGAGAUCUGUGGUUGGAGUGUUCAGCAUGCGUGCAUUUUUCUUUUAUCUGUUUUAGAGGAAGUAUCCAUUUAUGGCUACUUUUGUAGUGUACUGUUAACAAUGGAUGAUAACCAAUUUGUUUUCUGAUAUUGGUCUGUCUGGCUUUCUUUUUUGCACUACAAUGUGAUAUAUCAACUUGGUUCUCAAAAUAAAUUCUAAAAUUGACUCAG